CGGCCACUCACGCCACCAUGGAUCCGUGCUUCCGCGCACUUUGCGUGACUUUGGCGCUGGCGUCUUUCGGCCGCGGGUCAGGUGCGCCCGGCCCGGUGAUCAGGUGCGAGCCGUGCGACGACGGCGCGCGUCUGUCCUGCAAGCCCCUGCCCGAGGACUGCGCCCAGAGAGUCCGAGAGCCGGGCUGCGGCUGCUGCCUGACGUGCGCGCUCGGCUUCGGCCGGCCGUGCGGCGUGUACACGGGCAGAUGCGGCGCCGGGCUCUCCUGCCGGCACCAGCCGGGCGAGACCAGACCUCUGCAGGCGCUUCUGGAGGGGCGAGGGGUGUGCGCCAACCGCACGAGCGCUCGACGGCUCGCGGAGGGACCGACGCCUCCGGUCAACGGACUGCCAGAGACCCUCGAGACUGAGGAUGAGGAACGCAACUCCACUGGCGCCCUCCUCCAGAAGAGGAACGGCGCUCACGGCAGACCCGCGGGACCCGUCAGAGCGCCGCUUAACCCCUUCCUGCCCUCCGCCAAGGCCCAAAUCCUACGACGGGAGCAGCAGAAGAGAACCGAGAGCUAUAAAAUGGAGGAAGUGCCUGGACCGCUCCUGACAGACCAACAGAACUUCUCCCUGGAGAUCAAACCGGAGCCUGAGUAUGGUCCUUGCCGGCGAGAGAUCGAGAGCAUCCUCGGCAGCCUCAAGAUGACGGACAUCCUCGACCCCCGAGGUUUCCGCAUACCAAACUGUGACAAGAGGGGCUUUUACAAGAAGAAACAGUGCCGUCCAUCCAAGGGCCGAAAGCGAGGCUUCUGUUGGUGUGUGGACAAAUACGGGCAGCCCUUGCCAGGUUUCGAUGGGAAGGAGCGAGGAGUCGUGCGCCAAUAGGAGCCCGAACGGGACGCCGAGGGAAGGGGAGGGCUGUAAACCAUCUGUAAACAAGCGGAGACACUGAGGAUCCCGGCAGAGAGCCGACACGUGGAUGUUUGCUCUUGCCGUGCGUUGGGACCUUUUUACACAAGAUGUCAAAGAUGGAUUCUUCUGGAACCUUGCUGACAAAGAAGAAGACUGGAGCAAGCUGAUCAGACGCACAGUUUUGCUGCCAUAACAACAACAACAACAACAACAACACUUAUUAUGCUAAAGCUGCAAGCACAAUGAACGGUGCCUCGCAUUGUCAAACUUUGACACCGUGCACAUUACACGCCGUAGGCAAAAUCAAUACAUCAAUAGGUCAAUACAUCAAUACAUCUUCUUCCGGCAAAUUCCCGAGUCGCAGUUUGACCAAGUAUGAACUCUGGAAUUGGAGCCCAAAAUGUUUUCUUUCAAACACCCGAUUCAAUCCAAUUCGCACGCAUACUUGAGACUUUUCUAUGUCCAUCAAACUUUGUCUCGAUCAUUGAAAGUGGUAUCGGAGCUAAUUUCUUUCAAAACGACUGAGCGUGGGAAGGCUCCUAUUCAUGACCCCGACAUUUUCACCCGGAAGCACACGCUUGCAAAAUGUGGCGCAUGCGCGAGCGUGGCGUGACCGACACGGAUACCGGAGGAGCACGACUGAGCGAGUUCUCUGGGGGUCGUGUUCGGGAACUCUCAAAUACAUUUUCACAAGCUUGCAAAAAAAUCGGUGUGGAUUUAAUAACAGCAAACGCGUCAAACCCAAGAGGGUCUUCGCACUAACCCUAACCCAAGAAAUCUUCAUGAAAAAACACGCACUCGCAUCCCU
This is a messenger RNA of Phyllopteryx taeniolatus (common seadragon), 1707 nucleotides long. RefSeq names its product insulin-like growth factor-binding protein 3. The coding region runs from base 18 to 872 and encodes 284 amino acids. Gene Ontology annotation, cellular component: extracellular region. Gene Ontology annotation, molecular function: insulin-like growth factor I binding; insulin-like growth factor II binding; fibronectin binding. The transcript has 4 exons. Gene Ontology annotation, biological process: regulation of insulin-like growth factor receptor signaling pathway. The record is from RefSeq and is a predicted model, not a curated record. NCBI's taxonomy places the organism in Eukaryota, Metazoa, Chordata, Actinopteri, Syngnathiformes, Syngnathidae.